AUGGAAAUCCAAACCACUGUGAAUGAGUUUAUUAUCUUGGGACUUUCUAGUGACCAACACAUCCAAAUUUUACUGUUCUGUGUGUUUUUGGUGAUAUACCUUAUCAUCCUAGUAGGGAAUGCAGUCAUCAUGUUGGUUAUAAGAGCUGAUUCUCACCUUCAAACUCCCAUGUAUUUCUUCCUGUCUCAUCUGUCCUUUAUUGAUAUCUUCUAUUUCUCAGUCACUGUCCCUAAAAUGCUGGUGAAUUUCCUGGCAACACAUAAAACCAUUUCUGUCAAUGCUUGCUUUACCCAGAUGUUCUUUAUCCUUCUCUCAGGUGGUAGUGAAGUAUCCAUGCUCUCAGUAAAGGCUUAUGACCGUUAUGCUGCCAUAUGCAACGCCCUGCAUUAUGCGGGGACUAUGAACAAAAGGGUGUGCAGGCAGCUAGUGUGUCUUUCCUGGACAAUAGGUCUGAUUGAUUCACUGGUAAAUACAGUUCCUGUAUUCAAGCUGCACUUUUGUGGGCCCAGUGAAAUUAGGCAUUUUACCCAUCAGCUUCCCUUACUACUAGCACUGUCUUGCACUGAGACACUUGCCAGCACAAUAGUUCUUCUUUCUUCUGUUCUGAUAAUUGGUUUUGGCAUUUUUUUUCUUACACUGGUUUCUUAUAUUAAUAUUAUCUCUACCAUCCUGAGGAUCAGCUCUGCAGAGGGAAGGAGAAAAGCCUUCUCCACCUGCAGCUCCCACCUCAUUGUGGUGGCUUUACUGUAUGUGACAGCUUUUGCCCAAUACAUGAACUCCAGUUAUGUUUCUUCAUUUGUCCUAGAUCAAGUUUUUUUGGGGGGGGGUUUCCCCCAAUCCAGGACAGUAUCUUAA
Molecule: messenger RNA, 855 nt
Organism: Alligator sinensis (Chinese alligator)
Lineage: Eukaryota; Metazoa; Chordata; Crocodylia; Alligatoridae
Product: olfactory receptor 8S1-like
Exons: 1
Coding region: 1-855 (284 amino acids)
Biological process (GO): G protein-coupled receptor signaling pathway
Cellular component (GO): membrane
Molecular function (GO): G protein-coupled receptor activity; olfactory receptor activity
Source: RefSeq, a predicted model, not a curated record